AUGGAAGGGGGUGCGUAUGGAGCUGGCAAAGCCGGGGGCGCCUUCGACCCCUACACCCUGGUCCGGCAGCCUCACACCAUCCUGCGCGUCGUGUCCUGGGUCUUCUCCAUCGUGGUGUUCGGCUCCAUCGUGAAUGAGGGCUAUCUCAACAGCCCCUCGGAAAGCGAGGAGUUCUGCAUCUACAACCGCAACCCCAACGCCUGCGGCUACGGCGUGACCGUGGGCGUGCUCGCCUUCCUCACCUGCCUGCUCUACCUGGCCCUGGACGUGUACUUCCCCCAGAUAAGCAGCGUCAAGGACCGGAAGAAGGCCGUCCUGUCAGACAUUGGCGUCUCGGCCUUCUGGGCCUUCCUCUGGUUUGUGGCCUUCUGCUUCCUGGCCAACCAGUGGCAGGUCUCCGAGCCCAAGGACAACCCGCUGAACGAGGGGACGGACGCGGCCCGGGCCGCCAUCGCUUUCUCCUUCUUCUCCAUCUUCACGUGGGCAGGCCAGGCUGUGCUGGCCUUCCAGAGGUACCAGAUUGGCGCCGACUCGGCCCUCUUCUCCCAGGACUACAUGGACCCCAGCCAAGACUCCAGCAUGCCUUACGCCCCGUACGUGGAGCCCAACACCGGGCCAGAGCCCACGAGCAUGGGCGGCACCUACCAGCAGCCGGCCAGCGCCUUCGAGCCCGAGCCUCAGGGCUACCAGUCGCAGGGCUACUGA
Messenger RNA from Rangifer tarandus platyrhynchus (Svalbard reindeer), 705 nucleotides. NCBI's taxonomy places the organism in Eukaryota, Metazoa, Chordata, Mammalia, Artiodactyla, Cervidae. The record is from the annotation of a GenBank genome assembly.